UGACUAUCCAGAGCCGGGGCUUCGCACCUUCUCCCUCCUAACUGCCCAUUCUGCCCUGGUCGCUGCCCCGGGUUAUUCGAGAGGGGAGCUACGGAGCCGAGCGGGGAGCCCCCGAUAACUUCAUUUAUUUUUGUUCGCUGCUGGAAGUUGUGGAAGGACCAUGACAGACUGUGAGUCAGUUCCCCGGCUCAAGGAGCCAGGUUGUACCAUGUCUCCCCGCAGCUCAACCGAACUAUCCCCUCCAUUUCAGACCAGACCCCCUACUGCUGUGUACAGCAGUCCUCGGGACUUCCUCAUCCAUUUGCCCCGGAAACUGAAGUCCCAGCCUUCACUCUGGAGCAAGACUGACGUGGCACAGUGGCUGAAGUGGGCAGAGAGAGAGUAUUCACUGCAUUUCAUUGAAGAAAACAAGUUCGAAAUGAACGGAAAGGCACUUUGUCUACUCACCAAGGAUGACUUCCGAUACCGUUCUCCCGGUGCAGGAGAUGUGCUAUAUGAAAUACUGCAGCGGUUUAAUCACAGCAGGAGCUUUGCACAGAGGAAUCCCUUCAUGACCCCACCUGCAGGACAGGCGAUGCGUACCCCUCGUGCAUCUGCAUCUCUACACAGCAUCUUUGAAGAUAUCCAAGAACUUACGCCAAUGAUCCCAUCAUCCAGAUAUGUAUCCAGCAGCCCCACUGUAUUCCACUGUCCCUCCUCAUCCGUUCAUUCUCCAGUUGGGAUCUGUUGGGACGAAAGAGAAAAGAAUAACACUGUGCCAAGUCAGAGGUUCCAGUUCCACACAGACUGGAGAGUGCCUCGAAUAGUGAGCGCUGUGGCGAGUAGCAGCCCCCUGGCCACCACGUACGCACCGAUGCAGGUCUCCCCCAACAAGCUGAGCAACACCGCCCCGGGCAGAAGCAACCACUGGGAAGAACCACUAAACCUCUCAAGCAGGUCAGAGGUCACGAGGAACUCCGCGGCUCGUUCGUUACCUCCCGCGCCGCAAGCCCCCGCCAACGGGAGGAUCGCAGACUGCAGGCUACUCUGGGAUUAUGUUUAUCAGCUACUGUCCGACGAUCGAUACCAAAAGUACAUCAGGUGGGAAGAUAAGGAAUCCAGGAUUUUUCGGGUGGUGGAUCCCAAUGGACUGGCAAGUCUCUGGGGGAAUCACAAGAAUCGAGCAAACAUGACCUACGAGAAGAUGUCAAGAGCUUUGCGCCACUACUACAAACUCAACAUCAUCAAGAAGGAACCUGGCCAGAAGCUGCUGUUCAGGUUCCUGAAGUCUCCAGAGGAAAUCAUCCAUAAACCCGACAGGUUGGAGCAACUGGAGAUGCAGGAGCAGGAUGGAAUAGACUUCAAAGAGGACACAUUUGAACUGUCACCAUGACAAUGAAACGUGGGCGACUCUUUGCAGAACCCGGGACACAAGACCAGUUCCCACCCCCGCUGAUUGAAAUCUCUUAAUCAUGGCCACACCAGCUCAAAACAAACUUUUUUUCUCUCCAAUGGUACUAAUGUGAAGUUUUCCCUGCAUUGAGGGAUUGUGAUUUUUUUUUGUAAAUAUUAGCACUACAUCAGUCUAUGCACUGGCAUAAUAUAAAUUAAAUUGAGAAAUUUGCUGUAACAUUUCUGAAAGGGAAAUGGCAAAUAAAAUGUUAAUACU
Molecule: messenger RNA, 1648 nt
Organism: Leucoraja erinaceus (little skate)
Lineage: Eukaryota; Metazoa; Chordata; Chondrichthyes; Rajiformes; Rajidae
Product: transcription factor ETV7-like
Exons: 9
Coding region: 161-1372 (403 amino acids)
Biological process (GO): cell differentiation; regulation of transcription by RNA polymerase II
Cellular component (GO): nucleus
Molecular function (GO): DNA-binding transcription factor activity, RNA polymerase II-specific; sequence-specific DNA binding
Source: RefSeq, a predicted model, not a curated record